Molecule: messenger RNA, 938 nt
Organism: Nomia melanderi (Alkali bee)
Lineage: Eukaryota; Metazoa; Arthropoda; Insecta; Hymenoptera; Halictidae
Product: tRNA-specific adenosine deaminase 2
Biological process (GO): tRNA wobble adenosine to inosine editing
Cellular component (GO): cytoplasm; nucleus
Molecular function (GO): tRNA-specific adenosine-34 deaminase activity
Source: RefSeq, a predicted model, not a curated record
UUUUUACAAAGCAAGUUUCAAUUGUACCACUGUGGUUUAAGUUUUAAAGUUGUUUUAUAUUUUUUUAUUGAUAAAAUAAUAUUUUUUUGUGUGUUCUAAUUUUUCUAAUAUUUAAAAAAGCAUUAAAAAUUUAUAAGUAUCAUAUCAUAAAGAAACAUGACAGACAUUUUGGACUGGAUGGAUGUUGCAUUGAAAAAAGCAAGCGAUUCAUUAAAAGCAGGGGAAGUUCCAGUUGGGUGUUUGUUUGUAUAUAAUAAUGAAGUCAUUGCUAUAGGUAACAAUACUGUUAAUGAAACACAUAAUGCAACCAGACACGCUGAGAUAAAUUGCAUAGAUCAAGUUUUAGAGUUCUGUAAAAAUAGAGAAUUGGACUGUAAGGAGGUUUUUACUAAUAUUGAUGUUAUAGUUACUGUAGAACCAUGUAUUAUGUGUACUUCAGCAUUAUAUCAGCUACACGUACGUAAUAUUGUGUAUGGUUGUGCAAAUGAUCGUUUUGGAGGAUGCAUUAGUGUUUUUGAGGUAUCUAAAAUCUAUAAUUCAGGAACAAAAAUAGUGGGUGGUGUUAAGAGUGAUCUAGCAAUGGCUUUGUUGAAAGAAUUUUACAAAGGUACAAAUCCAAAUGCACCUAAAUUGAAAAUAAAAAAAGAUCGCAAAACAAAAAAAAGUGAUGAUCCAGAAAGUUCAUAAAUUUGAAAUAAUUUUCACUUCCUUUUAUUAAACUUCAGUAAAUGAAAAAAGAAUUAUAAUUUUUAUUUUGAUGCAUAAUAAAUAGUGUGACACAUAAAUAAUAAAUAAAACGAGAAAAACUUCUUUUUUAAUAAAAUAUUCUGCGCAUAAAAAUAUGUAACAUAUAAGUUGAUGUACACUGCCAGGAAUGUAUAUUAAUAUAUGUUAUCAUAUCACUAAAUGUACCUAAUAUAUAAAUUUAUUUCAUAUUU